This is a messenger RNA of Euleptes europaea (tarantolino), 933 nucleotides long. RefSeq names its product olfactory receptor 1020-like. The transcript has a single exon. NCBI's taxonomy places the organism in Eukaryota, Metazoa, Chordata, Lepidosauria, Squamata, Sphaerodactylidae. Gene Ontology annotation, cellular component: membrane. Gene Ontology annotation, biological process: sensory perception of smell; G protein-coupled receptor signaling pathway. Gene Ontology annotation, molecular function: odorant binding; G protein-coupled receptor activity; olfactory receptor activity. Bases 1 to 933 code for a protein of 310 amino acids. The record is from RefSeq and is a predicted model, not a curated record.
AUGGAAACACCUCUUUUCAAUCACACUGUCAUCACUGAGUUUGUUUUUCUAGAAAUCACAAAUCAACCUGAGUUAAGGCUGCCUUUGUUCAUCUUGUUUCUGCUGAUAUAUGUUGUUACCUUGGUGGGAAAUCUGGGUUUGAUCGUUUUAAUCAAGGUUGACUCAAAGCUACACACUCCCAUGUAUUUCUUUCUCAGUAGUUUGGCUGUUGUAGAUGUUAAUUAUUCCUCCACUAUUACCCCCAGAAUAUUGGCGGAUCUCUUAGCAGAGAAGAAAACCAUUGGGUUUUCUGGUUGUGCAACACAAAUGCUUAUGUAUAUUAUAUGUGGUAGUACUGAAUGCAUCCUAUUGGUUGCAAUGGCAUAUGACCGAUACGUGGCAAUUUGUAAGCCUUUGCAUUAUGCUGUUCUAAUGUCAAGGAAAAUGUGUUUUAGGUUAAUAUGUGGUUCAUAUGUCCUGAGUAUUUUCUUUGCAGUUUUGCAUACUGUGUUCACCUUUACUUUGACCUUUUGUGGGCCAAACCUGAUCAAUCAUUAUUACUGUGAUAUUCCCCCACUCCUACAACUUUCUUGCUCUGAUACCCACACCAAUAAGAUAGUGAUGUAUACACAUGUUAGUAUAAAUUGUAUAGGCAGUAUGAUUAUCUUAAUCUCCUAUGUCUGUAUCUUAGCCACCGUGUUGAAAAUCCGUUCCACUGAGAGCAGACAUAAGGCCUUUUCCACUUGUACUUCCCACCUGAUUGUUGUUAGCUUAUUGUAUGGGACAAUUUUCUUUAUCUAUUUUCGACCGAGUACCAAGUAUGCAUUGGAACAAGACAAAGUGGCCUCCUUGCUCUACACUGUGUUCAUCCCCAUGCUGAACCCCUUGAUCUACAGCCUGAGGAAUAAACAUGUGAAGGAGGCUUUUAUAAGACUUCUAAAGAAGACCCUGUAA